This is a messenger RNA of Gaeumannomyces tritici R3-111a-1, 474 nucleotides long. RefSeq lists its product as hypothetical. The record is from RefSeq and is a predicted model, not a curated record. Lineage: Eukaryota; Fungi; Ascomycota; Sordariomycetes; Magnaporthales; Magnaporthaceae. Bases 1 to 474 code for a protein of 157 amino acids. The transcript has 4 exons.
AUGGCACCCGCGCAGGAUCCGAGCACACAGGUCCAGUUCCUGGUCACCUGCAUCAAGCAUUGCACGGCGCCGGGCAGGGUCGACUUUGCGGCUGUUGCUGCCGAGCUCAGCAUCCCCUCCAAGGCUGCAGCCGCCAAGAGGUAUGAGCGCCUGCUCAAGGCUCAUAACGCGUGGCCCACUGGCGGUCUUGCUGCCAGCGCUGGCGGCGACGGCCCCGCCAGCACUCCUGCCACCCCCAAGGGCAAGGCGAAGGAGGGCGCUGCUGCCACCCCGCGCAGCCGCAAGCGCAAGAAUGCAGCUGAUGAUGACACUGAGGGUAAGUCCACGACCAAGACUGCCCGGAAGAAGGCCGGCACUGGCGCCAAGCAGGGGAUUCCGGUUACUGGCGACGACCUUGAUGACGUCCUUGGCGGCGAUGCCCUUGCCGGCAUUCUUGACGACGACUACGACGAGGAAGAGAAGCUUGUCGUCUAA